This is a messenger RNA of Beauveria bassiana ARSEF 2860, 1380 nucleotides long. RefSeq lists its product as uncharacterized. The transcript has a single exon. The coding region runs from base 1 to 1380 and encodes 459 amino acids. NCBI's taxonomy places the organism in Eukaryota, Fungi, Ascomycota, Sordariomycetes, Hypocreales, Cordycipitaceae. The record is from RefSeq and is a predicted model, not a curated record.
AUGCCUUCGCCACAUGGCUUCCCUGACAUUAUCAGAAGGCCUGGCACCGCUGCCACCACCUCGCCUGAUCUGCUCAAGCCGCCCCUGCCCACGCUCCCGACCAGCUUUUCCCAGCACGUCAAGGACACCGAGGUCCAGGUACCGCCUUUGAUUGCCGGCGCCCUCGUCGCCGCCUUUGCCAACUCGCUUGCCGAUGGCCUCGACAAUGCCCUCCUCACCCACUACUACCUCGAAGACCAAAAAGUCAAAAUCAACCUCGACCGUGUCAUUGAUCGCCUCAUUUCCGACUUCUGCGGCCAGAUAUGGGACGAGCUCUACCAAUUCUAUCAUAGCGACUCGACCGCCUCUCAGCCCAGCAGUCAGGUCAUUCUUCUUUUCGAAGGCCCGAUUCGCCAAAUCAUUCUUAUCCUCAACGGGCCCGAAACUUCGCGCUGCGUCCUUGACCGUCUCGGCCCCAGCCUAUCCCAGCGUAAUGUGACUUGGUCUGCCAAUGCCGGCGGGAUUGACCUGCCUCUGGCCCUCCAGCUCAUCUGCGGAUUCUGGCAUCGCGAAUUUCCAGACGUUUCCCCUGGCGGCUACCCAGAGCAAAUCGCCCGCACCCUGCAUUCUCUCAUCAUCGACGGCCAAGCAUCCAGCCGCCUCAUUUCCGAAAUAGACCGCGUUCUUCUCUCCCCCAACUAUGUACAAGUUCACAUGGCCGAGUCGGCCAUUUGGGACGUAAUUCGCAGACGGCCAUUUCCUCCACCGACUGACGGUUAUCAAUUGAUCCAAUUCAAAUUCGACUGUCAGCUUUUCGGACCCCUGGAUGGUAUUGGCGACCCGCAACUAGUCAAUCUCGGCUCCUUGGGUGCUAUUACCGGUACCGCUAGCAGCUGCGUAUACACCACCGUCGCCGAUUACGUUGCUAAGCAAUGGCCCAAAUGCGGUCGGCUGCUACUGAAAUGCUUGGAAGAAGCAGUAACAAACGCAUCAGCUUCGCAUCAAUCCGACGAUCCCUGUCCCGGCAUGUCUGUAUGGGACAGCACUGACGAGGACUCGGUCUUUUGCCCCGGUCUGCGCCUGAUUCAUUUGGAAGUCGAAGAAAAUGCGAUUCGCGUUAGCGCCUCGGCAUGGACGCACACCCUCAUUGAGAUUUUUCAGCAAAUGUGCUGGAUGUGUGCCACCCUCAGCGCAUCGCCUUUUCCCGGUGGAUCACUAUCCGAAUGCGCCGUUGUAGUGUCGGACUGGGCAUACCAAGAUGGCUCCGUCUAUAUGGACUGCAGCCUUGCGCAUAAACCAGUACAGGAGGACGAAAGUAUGACGUGGCUGGAGCAGUAUGGUGGUGCGGCGAUAGCAUCCGGCUUUCCUCUGGGGGAAUUCACGACACCGCAGAGCACAUAA